CAGACAAGAGGAACCCGCCCGUCUAUUUACCUGAAAGACACUCUCUACUGGGCAGCCUGGGCUCUCAUCCAAGCAGAGCAGUCAGCCAGAUACAGGGCUGAACAAGUCAUUGCACUAGUACAGAAGAAACAAGCAAGGAGAAAAAGUCUCAAACAUACAAAGGAAAUAGAACCACCAGCAACUCUGCAGCUGGAGACAAGGGUCAAAUCAAUAUAUUUCAGCAGAGACUUCGCUACAAAGGGUACCUUCCAGACAGGCUCAACAGAUUGCUAAAGACCAACUAAAGACAGGCGUUUCUAAAGGAAAGCAGCUGUUUCUCUGAGGAUUAUAUCCUGGUCAACCUCCCCAUCGUCUUGACAUCUCUUACUUGUCAACAUGUCUAUGGGACUAGAGAUUCUAGGUGUGGCGCUAUCUAUCGUCGGAUGGAUAGGAAGUGUGGUAUGCUGCGCUUUACCUAUGUGGAGAGUAACUGCCUUCAUUGGAAACAACAUUGUCGUUGCCCAAACUAUUUGGGAAGGACUGUGGAUGAACUGUGUGGUGCAGAGCACGGGGCAAAUGCAAUGCAAAGUGUAUGACUCGCUAUUAGCUCUUCCUCAAGAUCUUCAGGCAGCUCGCGCCCUGAUUGUGAUCUCAAUUGUAAUUGCUGUGCUGGGAGUUCUCAUUUCAAUCAUUGGUGCUAAGUGCACAAAUUGUGUUCAGGAUGAGUCAGCUAAAGCCAAAAUUAUGAUUGUGUCUGGAGUUAUUUUUAUCCUUGCUGGACUGAUGACACUUAUCCCUGUGUCCUGGUCUGCAAACACUAUAAUCCGUGAUUUCUACAAUCCUUUGGUAGUGGAUGCACAAAAGAGAGAGCUUGGCUCCUCAAUGUACCUUGGAUGGGCAGCCUCUGCUCUUCUUAUGCUUGGAGGAGCAAUGCUCUGCUGUUCUUGCCCCCCAAAAGACAAGUACCCUCCUUCAAGAGUGGCUUAUACAGCUGCCAGGUCAACAAAUCCUGGUUAUGACAAAAAAGACUACGUCUGAAAUGGAGAUUAUGAAGGACUGCAGGACUGCCUUGUGACAACCAAAAGGGAGCAAAAGGAAGACGUUACCCCCUCUAUAGACAUUUACAAUUAUUCAUCUAGGAACGGCAUUUGUCGAUAUUUGUUAUAUAUGUGCUAUAUAUUAUAUUUAGAUUUAUUGCCCCUUUUGACUGCACAGUUUGCAUUUGUUGUGUUAAGUGUCUGAAUGUGCACAGAUAUAUUGAUGUUUUCCAUUGCCGUGGCAUUUGUAGAAUAUUCCUGAACAGGGAGGGGCAUUUGGUGGCAGAGAUGAGGUGGCUGUACUUCAUUAACCAUUUCCAUAAAAGCAACUAACUCUUCUGUCUAAAUACAAAGCAAAUAUGCUAAACUGCUCUGUCCCAAUGGAUACUGGACACUUCCCUAACCACACAAUAUUGUUGAUUAAUAGGGUUGUCACCCUUUCUGGAAAAAAAUACCGGUCUUCCUAUAUUCUCGACGUUUUUUAUAACAUUGGCAUCAAGCAUCAUUUUUACCGGCCAGACCCGUAAAAUACCGGCCAGGUGGCAACCCUAUUGAUGAAUGCAAUGUUAUAUAUUUGGUAUACCUCAUACUCUACUGAAUUCAUACUUAAUUUCCCAUUUGAAUCAAUUUUGUUUCUAGGAGUGUUUGAUGGUCUAUAUUUUAUUCUCUUUUUCCACAAUAGAGAUAAUGUAUCCUAAAAUAACAGUGUGCCUUCUGUUUCUUGUCUGUUUGUUCUUUCUUUGUACUCUGCUCUUACUCCUCCUCCUCCUAUUCCCUUUCUCACUGUAGGUUACAUGUCAGGCUGGAAUUUGACCCAUUUCCUCUCUAUUUUAGCUGCUGAUUGUAUGGUGAGGCAAUGUUACCUUCUCAUUAUCUUGGAUUUGAAACACAACCCAUCCCUUGUUAAGCUUUAUGUACAUAAUCCUGCAGAGUAGGGUCAAACUACCUGUUUUUUUAGGAGUUACUUUGAGCUUGAGAGUGGCAUAUUAACAGUGUUCUUGUUAAUGUAUAACAGCCCAGAUAUAUCACUUCUCUCUCACAGUACUUUCCAUGUUAGAUAUGGCACUGGAAUUUUAGCUCUUCCCUAACUACCCUGAUUUUUAAUGUCCAUUUUUAAUUACCAUGUUCUUUGAUAUAAUUUCAGUAACUCAGUCAAUUAUGUAUUUCUAAUGAGGAUCAAGUAAUCAAUGCUCUAAUUAAGUUAACAGUCACAGCAACAUUAUUAUUUGAGUGGGAAGGUCAGGAGGCCAUUCUAAUCUAGUAUUUGCCAAGAACUAUGAGUCCCAUGGCCGUUAACUGGCUAUGGAACAUGGAACAGAUGGAAUGUUGUAGGCUCCCUACCCCAGAGAUACAAUUUUUUUGUAUUUUAACAGUGGAGGCACAUUAACUGUACAGAAAUAUGCAUAUAAAUAUAUAUAUAGAUGGAUAUAUGUUUAUAUAUACUAUACACACACAUGUAUAAAUGUAUAGGUCCACAAUUUUUAGUAGCUCUGUUUUUAUUUUCUGUUUAUAUUUUCAUCAACUAAUCAACAAUCACAGAAACAUUUUACAGUUUGGAUGAGACGCUGAACAGCAUUUCUAACGCUAAACAAUAAUUUGUACGAUUUGUAUUCCUUUUAUUAAUACCACUGUUAUAUAUGAACCAUUUUUUUAUCAGUUAGUGAACAGGUAAAUAUUAAAUGUUCUAGUUGUAUGACCCAGUAUCUAGGAGUUCAUCGUAUUCAUGCUAGUGAUGGUGUAUGAAGAAAUGUAUUGUGUUAAUAAAGAAUUAUACUUGGGUUUGUACACUAAGUAAUGUAGACACAUAUCAUUAUUGUCAACUGUAUAUAUUAAAAUACCUUUUGACUGAAACUAUAUUAAACACUUCCUAUAAAUCA
Xenopus laevis (African clawed frog) is the source of this 2893-nucleotide messenger RNA. RefSeq names its product claudin 3 L homeolog (gene cldn3.L). Gene Ontology annotation, biological process: cell-cell adhesion. Lineage: Eukaryota; Metazoa; Chordata; Amphibia; Anura; Pipidae. Gene Ontology annotation, molecular function: structural molecule activity. Gene Ontology annotation, cellular component: plasma membrane; bicellular tight junction; membrane. The record is from RefSeq and is marked provisional.